Molecule: messenger RNA, 13177 nt
Organism: Hydra vulgaris (swiftwater hydra)
Lineage: Eukaryota; Metazoa; Cnidaria; Hydrozoa; Anthoathecata; Hydridae
Product: cytoplasmic dynein 2 heavy chain 1
Biological process (GO): intraciliary retrograde transport; cilium assembly; cilium movement involved in cell motility
Cellular component (GO): axoneme; cytoplasmic dynein complex; 9+2 motile cilium
Molecular function (GO): ATP binding; minus-end-directed microtubule motor activity; dynein intermediate chain binding
Source: RefSeq, a predicted model, not a curated record
UGAUUUUUUUUUACAAAUCUAUGGCAUGGUUGCGUUUCUCAGUUGAAAAAUUCAUUUAAAAAUACAAUUUUCUAUGAAUCUUUUGAAGUAUAUUGUAUACUCUCAGUAAUUUUUAAAACAGUUUUCUAUUAUUAUAACUUUCAAAAUGACUGCUGAUAUAAGAAAAGAAUUUAUAUUGGCGACUGUUGCAAAUUAUUUUGGUAUCCCAAUAAGUAGUAGCAUUGUAGAUGACUUGCAAAACAAAAAAGAAGUUAACAAUUUUUUGGAUGAUGGAAAUAAGCUAAUACUGGUUAACAUUCACCAUGAAAAAAAUAUUGAAGUUUAUAAUGAACUAAAUUUAAAUUAUCCAAAUGAACAAUGCAUUGUAUUUUUCAAGAUUAAACCUGAAGCCAUCACAGCUGAAACAGUUCAUACAAAUAUUUUAGUAUCAUCAAUGUUCAAAUCUCCUAUAAGUGUACUUUAUCAUUCAAUAAAAAAAAUAUUUUCCCCACUUAUAUUGAAUAGUGACAUAUCUAACCAAAGUAUUGAUCCUAAAAUUCAAAAUUUAUUAGGUGAGUUAGAAGCCGGACUAGCUUCUUUCUUGCGAAAAAGUGGGAAUUUAGAUUCCAGUGAUAAAAAAAAUAGUCUUUCUGGAAUAUUGACACCAAGUGAUGAGUUUCAAUACUGGAAAGAAUUAGCAAAUAAUGGCGAUGGGCGUGCAAAAUUAUUUAUAAGUAUUUUUGAAAGAUCAAAUUUUAUGAAUGACUUUUCGAACUUGGAUGUUUAUGAAAUUGCAGAGGUUUUGGAAAUAGUAGAUGUAUCUAUGGAUAUCUUAGACGAGCUUUGGAAGCAAGAUGAUUUUCCAGAAUAUCCUCAAGUUCGUAUGCAUCAUUUUUUUGAUAUUAUUGGUAGCAGUAUUGGUCUUUAUAUUCAAAAAAAGUUAUCUAAUAUGGACAUAUGGAAUGAAAAAUCUAAUGUCAUAAAAGAAGUUUUACAGCAUGGUGUUCAAAUAUGUGAAAAAUGGUCAGAAGUUUGUGAGACAUUAACAGAUAAAUUUUGGAAAACUUUACCUGCUCAUCCAUGGAAGGGGGACAAAUAUGUUCCUUUAAAUUUGAUGAAGCUUUGUGAACGAUUACAAGAAAUUCUUCGCAUUCGCAUUAUUCAUGAGCAACAUAACAAACUCUUAUCAAACAGUGAGCGACAAUUUUUAAAUAGUGAACAAGCUUUUAAACCAUUUAUUGGUUUAAAUCCAGUGCAGUAUAAUCCAUUCACAGUACCUCUCUGGAAAACUGCUGUGGUUCAAUAUGGAAAAAGUAUUGAACCAAUUGAAGAGCGAGUUGCAAUAAAGCUAAAAGAAAAAUUUUCAAAUACCAAAGCAAAGUCAUUUCAGCUUUUGAGGGAGUUUCAAAGAUACAAGGAGCUUGUUAAUCGUCCAAACAUCAAAAAGUUACUAACAGCUGAAAGGGAAGCACUGUUAGGACAACUCCAUGAACAUAUAAAAAGUUUAAAGAGUGAUUUCCAAGCUCGAUCUAGUUUUAAAAAUGGAGAAGGACCUCCUAAAGGCAAUAAUAUGCCUGAAAUCAUAAAUUCUAUUAUUUGGGGAAAGCAACUUAAAGCUAAGGUUGAAGAACUUUUAAAGUCAUCUGAAUAUUUACUCAGUGAUAUUAGCUCAUUUGAGCGUUUUAAGGCAAUAUGCCAACCAUUUAUUGUUGAGGUUGGACAAUACAUGAAAGAAAACUAUGACAACUGGUCAAGGGAAACAAUUGAUAAUAUUGAAAAUACAGAAAAUUCUUUAAGUUUAAAGACAAAUGGAAAACUUAUGGAAUUGGGUCAUGCUGAUGGCAAGCUCGAAGUUCAUUAUGAUGCUCGUCUUGUAACACUGAUUCGUGAAGUUCGCCAACUUCAAGGGAUGGGUUAUAAUGUUUCUUCAAAAAUUCAAAAUGUUGCUUUAACUGCCUCCAAAUUUUACAGACAAGCAAUUGUUUUAAAGCAGGUUGCUCACUUUUAUAACACGAUUGAUCAACAAAUGGUUGCUUGUCAACAAUCUAUGAUGCUUGAUACAGCAUAUGCUUUUGAGCAAUUGAUAAAGAAUCCAAAAACAGGUUCAAAGGAAAAAGAUGGUAAAAUGCAUGUAACUUGGGAUAAUCCUCAAGAAGUUGAAGACUAUAUUAAAAAACUUCAAGCUGUGGCAGAAAAAUUAACAACAGAUAAUAGAAAAUUAAGAAAAAUACACAAUGUUAUGAUUGACAAGGUUUCACAACUUAUAAACACUGACCUUUUGCGCAACCCUUUAAAAUGGAAAGAUACUAUUAUGGAAAUGAGGCAGCUUAUAGCAAAUCUCACUGAGCAGGGUUUUAAAGUUAGCAAUAUGAAACCAUGGACAUUGUUUCUUGACCAUCAAUUAUACAAAGCACUUGAGCAUCAGUACCAACUUGGAUUAGAAGCAUUGCAUGAAAAUCUCCCAGAAAUAAAAGUUGAACUUGUUUUUAGACAGCAACAGUUACAGUUCAAACCUCCAAUUGAAGAAAUACGAAUGAAAUAUUAUCGUGAGAUUAGAAAGUUUAUUUCCAUACCUAAAAACUUUAAAGGUUUAGCUGAUAAUUAUUUGAUGUUUCAAAGUGUUAUAGAAAACAAUAGUUCUUUAUUUGAAACAGUUUAUUCAAAAGCAGAAACUCUUUUUAACCGUCUUCAAAACGUUCAACAACAGUUUGUUGAGUGGGUUGUGUUUGGUAGCACAGAUAUGGAUGCAUUAGCAGAUAAGCACUUGCUAACAGCUUCAGACUGGGAGAUGAAUAUUAAGUUGAUCAAGUUGAAGGGAAAAGAAUCUGAGAAACUUCCUCAAGUUGUUAAAGUUGAUUGCAUAACUGUUUCAACCGUUCCUAUAAAAUCAACUAUUGAUGAUCUAAUUUCAAAACUGUUUGAUACUUUGUUAUUAUCUCUGCGUCGUUCUAUUGUCAAUGGAUACAAUGAGUCUGAUCACUUUGUUUCAAAUAGUAUACAAUCUCUGAGUAUAAUUCCACAUUCAGUUGAUGAAAUGGGGGAAGCUAACUUAAGAUACAACAUGGUUAUGGAAGGGAAAUCAAAAUUUAAAGAAUUUAAUGAAGAGUUGGAGCUGAAAAAUAAACUUUUAGGGCAGACUGCUGGUGGAGGGAUUGAAAAAGUAUCUGAGCUUAAGCAGAAGUGGGAGUACCUUGAGCAGCAGUUGGUCUCACACUCUGUUAUGAUCAAAGGACAGAUGAAUUCAAUGAUGAAAGAUUUAAACAGUAGAAUAGAGGCUUUUCAACAAGAGCUGCAACGUUUUUCUUCAAGAUGGCAUCAACUAAAACCUACAAAUAUUGAUGCUGAUGCAGAUCAAAAGACAUGCACUGAAGCUGUCAACAAUGUUAAAGAAAGGCGUGCUGAGUUUGAGGAUUUAAAAGAACGCAAAAAAAAACUAAUUGCUGAUUCAUUGAAUUUUGAAAUGGCUCCCCCAGAUAUACCACUUGUUGAGGAAUUGGAAAUUGAUAUAUCAUUGUUUGAAGAUAUGUGGAGGCUGUAUGAGGAGUUCAACACUGACUUAAAUGCAAUGGGUGAGCAAGACUGGAUUUCUUUCAGGAGUCAUACUGGUCAGUUUGAUGACAUGCUUGGGAUUUGGAAAGAUAAGCUAAGGAAAACUGAACCCAAUGUCAUAGUGUUGAAGAUUCAAAAAGAUGUUGAUAUGUAUAAAAAUCUUUUUCCUGUCCUUAAAUAUGUUCGUGGUGAUACUUUAUCAUCUGACCAUUGGCUGGAACUAUUUCGAAUGGUGAAAAUGCCAAAAGGAGUAACAUUAGAAAAGUUAACAUUUGCUAAUAUCUUAAGUGUUGCUGAAAACAUUGUGGCAAACCAUGAUCAGCUCAAAGAGUUAAAUAAUCGUGCACAAGGAGAAGUAUCAAUUAGAGAUGCUCUUCGAGAACUUGACUUUUGGGGUGCUGGGGCAGUUUUUAAUUUUACUUCAUAUACAGAUACCAGUAGUAAAAAUGUGCAACUUGUAAAAGACUGGAAAGAGCUUUUUAAUCAGGUGGGAGAUAAUCAGUGUCUUCUCCAAUCACUAAAAGAUUCACCGUACUAUCAGGGAUUUGCCGAUAAAGCAUCUUUAUGGGAAACACGUUUAAUUGAUCUAGAUGAAUAUUUACACAACUUAAAUGAAAUUCAGAGAAAAUGGGUUUAUUUAGAACCAAUAUUUGGCAGAGGAGCUCUACCAAGAGAGCAAGAAAGAUUCAAAAGAGUGGAUGAUGAUUUCAGAUCAAUAAUCUUUGGGAUGGAAAAUGAUGCAAGGUUGGUAUCUCUUGUAUCAAGACCAGGCAUUCGUAACAUGCUUAUUACAAUGUUGGACCAGUUACAGCGAUGCCAAAAAUCUCUUAAUGAGUUCUUAGAGGAAAAACGUUCAUUGUUUCCUCGUUUUUAUUUCAUUGGUGACGACGAUCUAUUAGAAAUACUUGGUCAAUCUACAAACCCAAACGUUAUUCAAACACAUCUUAAAAAACUUUUUGCUGGAAUUCACAAAGUUGAUUUUAGUGAUGGGUCUCAUCAUAUUAUUGCAAUGAGGUCUUUAGAUGGAGAAGUUGUAAAACUUAAUACUCCAGUUGUUAUUACUGAAGAAGUAGAAGUUUGGCUUGCUGCACUUGCUCUUCAAAUGAAAGAAACUCUUAAAUUAAUGGCCGUUGAAUGCUAUAGGAACAGCAAAGCUGGUAAUGUUGAUCCCUCAAAAUAUCCUUCACAGGUUCUCUGCAUUGCAGAGGCUAUCUUAUUUACCGAAAAAUGUGAAGAAGCUUUACGGAAUAACCGCUUACAUAAAUUUAAGUCUGAACUUGAAGCACAACUUGAGAGUUAUACUGCAACUGAGAUUAAACAUGAUUCUUUUGAUGUUGCUUCAAAUGUACUGGAAUUAAAAUUAAAAGCUCUUAUUCUUGAUGCAAUUCAUUUUAUUGAUGUUGUCGAACAGUUGCAAAAAGAGAAUGCUAAAAGUGUUGAAGAUUGGGCUUGGCAAAAACAACUGAGGUUUUAUCUUAAUAAACAAGGUGAAUGCUACAUGAGUAUGGUAGAUGCUGAUUUUGCAUAUACUUAUGAAUACCAAGGUAAUGCACAGAAGCUGGUUCACACACCACUAACUGACAAAUGUUAUCUUACUCUUACACAGGGUAUGAAAAUGGGUCUUGGAGGGAACCCUUAUGGUCCUGCUGGUACUGGAAAAACAGAAAGUGUGAAAGCACUUGGUGGAUUAUUUGGAAGACAAGUCCUUGUAUUUAAUUGUGAUGAGGGUAUUGAUGUUAAGUCUAUAGGAAGAAUAUUUAUUGGGCUAGUGAAAUGUGGUGCAUGGGGAUGUUUUGAUGAGUUUAAUCGUUUGGAAGAAGCAGUACUGUCUGCAGUUUCAACUCAAAUACAAAGCAUUCAAGCCUCAAUAAAAAAUAGAGAAGCUAGCAUGGAACUAAUGGGAAGAAAUGUUACUUUAGAUUUGAAUUCUGGAAUUUUUAUUACACUUAAUCCAGCAGGAAAAGGAUAUGGUGGUCGUCAAAAGCUGCCCGAUAAUUUAAAGCAAUUAUUUCGCCCAGUUGUAAUGUCAAAACCUAAUAAUGAACUAAUUUCUGAAGUUAUACUAUUUUCAGAAGGUUUUAAAGAUGGAAAGAAUUUAGGACGAAAGUUGGUGGCUAUAUUUACAUUAUCUGCAGAACUUCUUUCGAAACAGCAGCAUUAUGAUUGGGGACUUCGUCCUUUAAAGACUGUUUUAAAAGGUUGCGGAGAUUUACUUCAAAAAGAAAAGCAGAAUAAAACUGAAGAUAGCAAGAAAAUAGAUAAAAAUGCUGAGACAAACUUGGUCGUUCAAGCAUUACGCUUAAAUACUUUAUCAAAGUUGACUUUCUCUGAUUCAAAGCGGUUUGACGCUCUUAUUAAAGAUGUGUUUCCAGGCAUAGAUUUUCAGGAUGUUGAGUAUAAAACACUAAAAGAAGCACUUAAAGUAACUAUGAAAGAAAUGGGUCUUGUAGAAAGUCCAGUUCAGUUGAAAAAAGCUUUAGAGUUAUAUGAACAGUUGCGUCAAAGAAUGGGUGUAGUAGUAGUUGGUCCUAGUGGAUCUGGGAAGACAUGUCUUUGGUCAAUGUUACGGCUAGCUUUAGGAAAGGUUGGUCAAACUGUGAAACAAUAUACUAUGAACCCAAAAGCUAUGCCAAGAACUCAGCUACUUGGUCAAAUUGAUAUAGACACUCGAGAAUGGUCAGAUGGUGUGUUAACCAAGGCUGCUCGUGAAGUUGUAAAAGAACCAUUAGAAGUACAAUCUUGGAUUAUAUGUGAUGGAGAUAUUGAUCCUGAAUGGGUAGAAUCACUUAAUUCAGUUUUAGAUGAUAAUAGAUUAUUAACAAUGCCUUCAGGUGAAAGAAUACAGUUUGGACCAAAUGUGAAUUUUUUGUUUGAGACACAUGAUUUAAGUUCUGCAUCUCCUGCAACUGUUUCUAGAAUGGGAAUGAUAUUUUUGAGUAAUGAAGAUACAGACACUAAUGCAAUAAUAAAAGCAUGGAUUUUACGAGAAGCUCCUGAUAAUAAGCUGCUUGCUGGAUGGAUUGAUGAUUACUUUUCACGUGCCCUUGACUUCAUAUUAAAAUGUAAUGACUUUAUUGUAGAAACAACUUUAGUAGGAAGUAUCUUGAGUGGUCUGUCACACUUAAAGGGUGUUUCAACAAAAGGAGAAUUUGCUUGUGCAUUAAUUAAAGGAAUGGGAGCUAACUUGAAUGAAGAUUCGAAAGUUAAUUUAGCAAAAGAGAUAUUUAAGUGGGUGGGUGAAACACCUCCUGAUCCUGCCAAUCCUCUUGAUGCAUACUAUGAUAAGAAACGUGGGAAGCUUAUAAACUAUGAGCUGCAGUUGCCUGAAAAAUUGAAACCAGAAGAAUUUUCAUCCACUAAGUCACCUGUUAUUCUCACUCAAUAUGUAAAGCGUUAUUUAGAUUCAUUCUCAUUGUGGUUAAAGUCUGAUGAAACAAGACAACCUUUUAUACUUGUUGGUCCAGAAGGAUGUGGCAAAGAGCUUUUGCUCAAUUUUACUUUUGAACAACUGCGUUCAUCUCAAGUUGCAAUGAUUCAUUGCAAUGCACAAACUUCACCAAUCCAUGUGCUCCAGAAACUUUCACAAACCUGCAUGAGUAUUAGCACAAAUACAGGAAGAGUGUACAAACCAAAAGAUUGUGAAAGACUUAUUUUAUAUCUUAAAGAUAUUAAUUUGCCAAAACCUGAUAAAUGGGGUACAAGUCAACUUUUAUCUUUUUUACAACAAGUUAUUACAUACAAUGGCUUCUAUGAUAUGAAUCUUGAAUGGGUUGGGUUAGAUGGUGUCCAAAUUGUUGGCUCUAUGAAUGCUACAAGCUCAUUAGGUCGACAUCAAUUAAGUUCUCGUUUUACAUCAAUUGUGCGUAUUUGCUCAAUAGGAUAUCCCACAAAAUCUCAAUUAGAGACAAUUUAUACAGAAUAUUUAAAAGUGUUAAGUCAUUCUUCAUUUGUAAAUCAUCCUGUGUGGAGUACAGAAAAAAACAUUAAGCAAUUAGCUAAAUCAACUGUUCAAGUAUAUGAACAAAUGAGAAGUAAGUUUACUGUUGAUCAUUACCCUCAUUAUAUAUUUACACCAAAAGAUUUAUCUAAGUGGAUACUUGGAAUUUUGAGAUAUGAUGUUGGUGAUGCCUCUGAUAAAAGUUCAACUACUCUUAUUAAAAUUUGGGCAUAUCAAGCAAAAAGAUUAUUUAGUGAUCGUUUAGUUGGUCAUGAAAGUCUUGAUAAAUUUGAAAAUAUACUAAUGUCUAUUGUUCGCAAUGACUGGUCUGUAAACAUUGAUGACCUAAAAAAUACAUAUUAUGUAACAUGGGGUGCAAGUGGGGGUCUAUCACAUACUGGGAAUGUUAGAGGAUCAUUUGGGAGACCUCUUGGUAUGCUUUUAAAAGAAGAUUUUAAACACAUUGUAAACAAGGGACUAGUUGCUUUUGGUCGAGAUACAAAAGAGCUUGAUUAUCUUGUAUUUGACGAAGUCCUUGAUAAUGUUGCAAGCAUUGAUAGAAUACUAACGCAACCUAAUGGUUCUUUGGUUCUAGCUGGUCGGAGUGGUGUUGGUCGUAGGACAGCUUUAAUGCUUGUUGCACAUAUGCAUCAAAUAAAUGUCUUCACACCAAAAGUGGGUCGUGGUUAUUCUACAAAAAAUUUUAAAAGUGAUUUGAAAGCAGUUAUGCAGAGUGCUGGUAUAUCUGGAGAACAAGUUGUAUUAUUAAUAGAAGAUUAUCAGUUAGUUGAACCUAAUUUUCUAGAACUUAUUAAUAGUUUAUUAUGUUCUGGAGAUGUGCCUGGAUUGUAUACAUCAGAAGAAUUAGACCCUUUGUUGGUUCCAUUACGUGAGCAAGCUUCUCAAGAAGGAUAUAGAGGACCUAUUUAUGGAUAUUUUGCUCAACGUGUGUUAUGCAAUCUGCAUGUUGUUUUAAUUAUGGAUUGUUCAUCGUCUAAUUUUGUAAUAAAUUGUGAGGCAAACCCUGCAUUAUAUAAAUGUUGUUCUUUUCAAUGGUUAGAUAGUUGGACUAAGUCCAGUAUGCUGCAAAUUCCCAAGCUUCUAUCAGAAGCCAAAACUGAUCCAAAUGAUUCACAGAAACUACCUCCAUUUCCAAUGAAUGAAAAAUUGAGUGAGCAUUUCUACCUUUUACAUCAAACGUGCUUAAAAGUUGGUGCAACUCCUCGACAUUAUUUGAAAUUCUUAAAUAACUACGUUAGUCUUUAUACAGCAAAAAAAGAAGUCAUUGAAAAAAGAAGAAAGCACUUACAAGGUGGUGUUUCUAAGUUAAAGGAAGCUACAAAUCUUGUAGAUGACUUAAAAAAAAAUGCUGCCCUUCAAGGAAAACUGCUCUCUGAAAAACAAUCCGAAGCAGAUGCAGCUUUAAAAUCUAUUACUCAAAGCAUGGAGAAUGCUGGGAGUCAAAAAGUGGAAAUGGAGCGUUUAAAAGAAAAACAGAAUGUUGAAGUUGAAAAACUGGCAAAGCGCAAAGAAGCUAUUGAAGCUGAGUUAAGUGAAAUUGGACCUGUUCUUGAAGAAGCAAAGCAAGCUGUUGGAAAUAUUAAAUCAGAGUCUCUUAGUGAAAUUCGUGCACUGCGUAUGCCACCUGAUGCUAUUCGUGAUAUUCUUGAGGGUGUGCUCAGGCUGAUGGGAAUUUUAGAUACUUCAUGGAAUAGUAUGAGAGGAUUUCUUGCUAAACGUGGUGCAAAAGAAGAUAUAAUUUCUUUUGAUGCGCACAGUAUUUCACCUGAAAUUCGCAGCAGUGUUGAAGAACUAUUGGAGUCUAAGAAAUCAUCAUUUGACACUAAAGUAGCAAAGAGAGCAAGUGUUGCAGCAGCUCCAUUAGCAGCUUGGGUAAUAGCAAAUGUUAAAUAUUCUAAAGUGUUAGAAAAGAUUGGACCUCUAGAAAAGGAGCAAUCAGAAUUGCAAAAAGGCAUAGAUAAAUCUCAAAGCAGAUUAGACAAGCUUGGAGAGGCUUUAAGUUCGGUUGAUAAAAAAGUGGCUGAUAUGAAAUUAAAAUUUGAAAAGCGUACUCAAGAAGCUGCAAAAUUAAAAGUUGAAUUAGAUAAAGCUGAAGAAACUAUUUUAGCUGCUGAGACAUUAGUUGACAAGCUACGAGGAGAAUUUCAGCGAUGGACAUUACAGGUUGGUGAGUUAACUUCUGAAGUCGAAAAGCUUCCUGCUUAUGCACAACUUGCUGCUGCAUUCAUAACAUACCUUGGUCAUCAACCUGAAGAUAUUCGCAGAAAAUAUUUAGGAAAGUGGUGUCAAAUGAUUGGUUUGCAAAAUUUUGAUUUAAGGAAGUUUCUAACUACAGAAAGUGAGCAGCUUGUAUGGAAAGGUGAAGGGCUGCCUUCUGAUUUAUUGUCCAUAGAAAAUGCCCUAAUUAUUUUAAAGGAUUGCGUUUGCCCAUUUUUGGUUGAUCCUUCUCAACAAGCUACUCAAUGGCUUAAACACCAUCUAAAAGAUCAGCGGUUAGAAGUUAUAAAUCAACAGGAUGGAAACUUUGUCACAUCUUUGGAACUUGCAGUUAGAUUUGGAAAAACAUUGAUAAUCCAAGAAGUUGAUGGUGUAGAACCUAUUCUCUAUCCAAUCCUUCGAAAAGAUUUUGUUAGUCAAGGUCCUAGAUAUGUUGUUAACGUUGGAGAAAAGUCUGUUGAUUAUAAUGAAGGAUUUAGGGUUUAUCUUACAACUCGUAAUCCUCAUCCAGAGUUAACACCAGAUGCUGCAUCAUUAGUAAAUGAAGUUAAUUUUACAACUACUCGUGCUGGUCUCACAGGACAGCUUUUAGCAUUGACUUUAAAAAUGGAAAAACCUGAGUUAGAGGUAAAAAAAUCUGAGCUAUUGCACAAAGAAGAACAAUUAAAAAUUCAGUUAGCUGAGCUUGAAGAUUCAUUGCUUGAGUCUUUAGCAAAUGCAGAAGGAAACAUUCUUGAAAAUAAAGAACUUUUAAGUUCGCUUAACAAAACAAAGCUAAGUAGCAUUACUAUCAGCGAUUCGUUAAAAGAUGCUCACCAAAUCCAAGCUUCACUUGAUAAAGAGAGAGAUGUUUACUUGUCUUUAGCUGAACAUGGAAGUGCAUUAUAUUUUGCUAUAUGUGACCUGGCUAAAAUCAACAACAUGUAUAGAUUUAGUCUCAAUUGCUUUUUGAGAUUGUUUAAAAGAGCAUUAGAGUCAAUAAAGGACAAAGGUACAAGUGACAACCAUAUUAAUAUUCUUAAAGACUCAGUUCAAACAUUAGUGUAUGAAUAUGUUUGUAGGUCACUUUUUAAAGCUGACAGGCUCUUAUUUGGUUUACAUUUGGUACAUGGAGUCUACCCAAAUCUUUUUGAAAAACAAGAGUGGGAAUUUUUUUGUGGAAUUAUUGUAAACACUGCUUUAAAUGAAAAGGAUUUAUUAGCCAGUCUGAAAAAUGAAGUUCCAUCAUGGGUUGAUGAAGAGCGUUAUUCAUCUGUAUCCUCCCUAAAGGCAACUUUUAAUACACUUUUUUCAACAUUGGAUCUUACAAAUCAACAAACUUGGGGAAACUUUGGGAAAAGCUCACAGUGUGAACUUGAGUUUCCAGCAUCAUUAUCUAAGAAAGUAUCAGCUUUUCAGCAGUUGCUUGUUGUUCAAGCAUUUCGACCAGAUCGAUUGCAAAGCGCUAUAAGUGUUUUUACUGCAAGGUCGUUAGGUCUAAAGGUGUUGUCUACUUCGUCAUUGAGUUUAAAAAAUUUGGUUAAAGAGACUACAUCAAAGGAGCCUAUUCUUAUCAUUAUUUCUCCAGGAUCUGAUCCUUCACAAGAGUUAGAAGAGUUAGCUAUACAAACUGUGGGAAAAGAAAGAUAUCAUCAGGUAGCCAUGGGUCAAGGACAAGCUGAGAUUGCCAUGAAACUUCUACAAGAUUGUGCAAAGUCUGGUGAUUGGUUAUGCUUGAAAAAUCUACAUCUUGUUACUCCAUGGCUUAGCAAACUUGAAAGUUUACUAAACAGUAUUGAACCAAGUGAUGGUUUUCGUCUUUGGAUGACAGCUGAAACUCACGUCAAAUUUCCUACAAUUCUUUUGCAAUCAAGUUUAAAAGUGACAUUUGAAGCUCCUCCUGGUAUUAAAAAAAAUAUGCAGCGUUCUUUUGAAAGCUGGACUCCUAACUUUUUUCAACAGUCAACUAAUAACAGUCGCUGUUAUACUUUGUUUGCUCUUGCAUGGUUUCAUGCAUUAGUUGAAGAAAGAAGAAAUUUUAUACCACAGGGAUGGACUAAAUUUUAUGAGUUUUCAAUGGCUGAUCUUCGAGCUGGUGCAGAUAUUGUUGAUAGAUUAUUUAAAAAAGCUGGUAAUAAAUCGAUAUCCUGGGAUUUUUUGCAUGGUUUAUUUGAAAAUGCAAUUUACGGUGGAAGAGUUGAUAACAACUUUGAUGUUCGCGUGCUUUCUUCCUACCUUCAUAUGUAUUUUUCUGAUAAACUUACGAGUUCCUCAAAUAAAACUUUAUUUCCUGCUAGUGUUUCUUUACCAGCAACAACAAACUAUAGAGAGUUUACAGACAUUGUAGCAAAUCUCCAGGAUGAUGAUUCUCCAACAUAUUUUGGUUUACCACUGAAUAUAGAGCAGUCUACACAAAAAGUCAUCAGUUCACAGGUUAUACUUCAACUAAAAGUCCUGAUGCGAGCUGAUAUUUCUGUUCACAAGUUUGAUAAAGACAAAUGGGCUACUGAGUUAGCUCCAAUACUAAAUUUAUGGAAAAAACUAAAUCAAGGUUCAACCUUUUUGCAGAUGAAGGUUAGUCUUCCUUCUGAUGAUCCAGACACACCUCCAGUAGAAUCUUUUAUUAAGUUAGAGCACUACAACUCUAUUAUGCUUGUGCAGUAUGUUCAUUCAACACUUGCAUCUCUAGCUAAAGUUAUUAAAGGUACCCAGUUGUUGACACCAAGUGUUCAAUUAAUGGCAGCUUCUUUGAUGCAUCAUGAAACUCCUUCUAUAUGGAGCAAAGAAUGGGAAGCUGGUCCAGAAGAGGCAGUUUUGUGGUUGAAAGCUGUUAUGCUAAAAACAAAUGCUUUAACUACAUGGUUAGAAAAAGUUAAGUCUAGAUCAUUGUUAACAGAUGUUCUUGAUUUAUCAGAAUUAUUUCACCCAGACACCUUUUUGAAUGCAUUAAGACAACAGACAGCUAGAGCAACCAAAGUACCUAUGGAUCAAUUGAAGUUAGUUUCUUCUUGGAAGACUAGUGGUUUGUCUGCAGCAAAAGUUGCUGUAAAAAUUGGAAAUUUGCAGUUAGAGGGAUGUAUUUUUGAUGGAAUUACUUUGUCUGAAAAUGGGCGCACGUCUGUUAGCAUAUCAUCUGUACCACCUUGUUUUGUUGCAUGGAUUCCUAAGGAGCAACCAGAACCGUACACUCCAGAUGAAUGCAUUUCAUUACCUAUUUACUACACAAUGAAUCGAGAAAAAAUUGUUGCCGAAUUGAAUGUACCUUGUGGAGGAAAUCAACAAAAAUGGAUUCAAUGUGGUGCUGCACUGUUCUUGAAAAACGAAUGAAUUUAUCAAAACUCUUUAAUGAUUUUAAAAACGAAAAACUUGUGUCAAAGCUAAAAAGAAAUCAUUAAAUUAAAUAAUGUAAAACAAAAUUGUAUUUUAAAUGUAAAUAAAUUGAAUUUAUUGUAAACAGAUAUAGAAUAUUGGAUCAAAGUAACAUUUUUUUUUUGA